GAAACAGAUAGAUCGCAAAAAUAAGUUCGAAAUGGAAGCGAUUAAAUCAAUUGGUAAACAUUACAAAGUAACAAUUGCAUUUAUUGUGUCUAUAAUUUACAUCCUUAUAACAAUGAGAUUCUAUAAAGCCUCAAUUGGUUCAAUCACGUUCGGAAGUUUUUUCAAUGACACGCUGGAAAAUGGAACAACAUUAAAGUCAAAGUAUCCAAAAGUUAUCUUGGCAACAAAAUUAUUAAAUUUAGAAAACAUUUUGGAGAUUAAAAAUCAGCCAACGAUUGAUGGAACUAAUAUUUUCUUUAUCGAGGCACUUCAUGUACUCGAAGAUCCACCAAAUUUCAUUGGUCUAAGGCAGGCAUGUUCAUUUGAAUCAGCAGCACGUGCUAAUCCUCAUAUGAAGAUCUACAUUGUAUUUGUAUCUGCCCAUCGAUCAGUGAAACUUUUAAUGAACGAGCAACUCAUGGCACUUUUAUCAUAUCCAAAUGUAAAUAUUGUUAUGGCUAAAUUAAGAAGUUUCGCUGCACAAACACCUGCCGGUAAGUUCAUCUUAACUGGUGGUCUUAGAUACUCAAAGUAUCCAGUUGUGCACACAAGUGAUAUAUUCAGAUUUCUAUUGCUAUGGAAGUACACUGGAACAUAUAUGGACUCAGAUAUGAUCGUGAGGAAAUCAAUUGAUGAACUGGGAAGAAAUUACGCUUGUGCGGAUGGUGAACGAGGAAUUAUUGCUAAUGCAUUUCUUAAUUUUGAUGCGGAAGAUGGACGAAAAAUUGUUGAAAAUUUGAUUCACGAGCAAAUCAAUCUCUACAAUCCAAUACAAUAUGGAACUAAUGGUCCCGUUCUACUUACAAAUCAGCUGAUAAAAAUGUGUGGGACAAAUCGUACGCAAAAAAUGAUAAAAAUGGACAAUUGUGACGGAUUUCAUGUCCAUUCUAGGCAACUUUGCUAUCCAAUUCUUCCGACUUUCUACAAAAAUAUUUUCAACGAAAGCUACACAGAAAUUUUGAUGCAAAAUAUCAAAAAUGCCGUGACUGUUCAUAUGUGGAAUGGAUUAACUUUUUAUAUUGAUACCACAAAAAAUGACAGAAAUUUUUACACGGAACUAGCUAAACAAUAUUGUCUGAAAGUUUUUGACGCAAUUGAUAGUAAAUUUUAAUAUGAGGCUGAUGUCAUUAGAGGCAAUUUGGGGUUAUUUAUGUAUGAUGUUCGGGUUUGAGGAUUGGGGAGUCUGGAAUAAUAUUUUAUUAAUGAAAGCUGAGGGAACUAAGAACCCACUAUAGUGGCAAGAGGAUCCAAAAAUAAUUUUGAAGCUACAAAACUCUCGAAUACCUCCUAUUCAUGUUAUUCUACAUCAUUACACGAUUUUGUAACUUAAUACAUCAAAAACAAGCAAACUAUUUCAUGUCACAGCCAAAGUGUGUACAUCCCAGUUCCAUUUAGUCAUUCGUGAUUCAGUCACAAAAGUAUUGAAAAUGAAACUCUAUUCAAAUAGAUUAUCUCAACGAGUUUUAUUACCAAUACUCAUAUUUCUAUUCAUAAUUCUUAUUAAAAUGCACUUGGAUUCUCUCGAGUUUUUCAUUGAAUUGAGAGAUAUUGUUGACGAUGGACCAGACAAUAGUGAAAAUAUCUUUUUCAUUGAUGUGGAAAAUAUUUAUGCUGCUGAUAGCGUAAAAUCAUUAAAUAUUCGUCAAUUGUGUAGCAUUGAAUCAGCAGGUAUGGGAAAAAAUUAAGUUUAGACUCAUAAAAG
Molecule: messenger RNA, 1741 nt
Organism: Chironomus riparius
Lineage: Eukaryota; Metazoa; Arthropoda; Insecta; Diptera; Chironomidae
Source: the annotation of a GenBank genome assembly